Messenger RNA from Hordeum vulgare subsp. vulgare (domesticated barley), 1912 nucleotides. RefSeq names its product sulfoquinovosyl transferase SQD2-like. Gene Ontology annotation, cellular component: chloroplast envelope. Gene Ontology annotation, molecular function: UDP-sulfoquinovose:DAG sulfoquinovosyltransferase activity. The record is from RefSeq and is a predicted model, not a curated record. Gene Ontology annotation, biological process: glycolipid biosynthetic process; sulfolipid biosynthetic process. NCBI's taxonomy places the organism in Eukaryota, Viridiplantae, Streptophyta, Magnoliopsida, Poales, Poaceae. The transcript is spliced from 11 exons. Bases 459 to 1706 code for a protein of 415 amino acids.
AAGCCAACAAGUCGUCUCGUCUUGUCUCGUCAGUCCACCACGCCGCACCGCGGGGGAGAACGAACCCGAUUCGAUUCCAUCCCCCCGUCUAGGCCAGUCCGUUGUACGACCUCCGCUCACCGAGGCUCACCCCAUCCACCCACCCGCCCACCCAGUCCACAACGUCGUCGCCCGCCCCCGGCAGCGGCGUCCCGUCGACGCCUCGCGCCUCGGUGCCGGUCGCGCCGGCGGCACGCGUGUCCCUGAAGGCGCUGCUGCUUCCACGCGUCGCCGCCUCGCAGCGUGGGCGCCAAGGCGAGGCGGGGGGCGGAGGCCGGGCUUGGAGGAAGGAUAGGGGCCACGGCACGGCCGGGAGUUGUGCACGCCACGGCGGCCCGGCAGCGGAGUAUAAUUCGAGCGGCGGCCGCGCGCUGAGCUGGGGGGUCGGCUGCGCUGGUGCGGGUCAGCAGAGCAGCGGGAUGGGGCAGGCUCCGGAGAUGGCGGCGCCGCUGCUCCUGCAGGUGGAGGACGCGGACACCGAGUGGAGCUCCAGGCCGCAUCGCAUUGCUCUAUUCGUCGAGCCUUCGCCCUUCGCUUACAUCUCCGGGUACAAGAACCGGUUCCAGAACUUCAUCAAGCAUCUGCGAGAGAUGGGCGAUGAGGUCUUGGUCGUGACCACGCACAAAGGAGCUCCCGAGGAGUUCCAUGGAGCAAAGGUCAUUGGCUCGUGGAGCUUUCCAUGUCCAUUGUACCAAAAUGUUCCACUCUCGUUGGCAUUGAGCCCCAGAAUAUUUUCUGCGGUGUCAAAGUUCAAGCCAGACAUAAUCCAUGCUACCUCACCUGGUGUUAUGGUUUUUGGUGCCCUUGCUAUUGCAAAGAUGAUUUCAGUUCCAAUGGUGAUGUCUUAUCACACACAUCUUCCAGCGUACUUACCAGGUUACAAUUUAAAUUGGUUACUUGGGCCCACAUGGGGUCUUAUAAAAUGUCUCCACAGGUCUGCAGAUCUUACUCUAGUUCCUUCAGUAGCUAUUGCCGAGGACUUUGAAACUGCUAAAGUAGUACCAGCAAACAGAGUACGGCUUUGGAACAAGGGCGUUGAUUCUGAAAGCUUCCAUCCUAAAUUUUGGAGGCAUGAAAUGCGGAUCAAGUUGAGCGGUGGUGAACCAGAAAAACCAUUGAUAAUUCAUGUGGGCCGUUUUGGGCGUGAAAAGAAUUUGGAUUUUCUGAAGAGAGUUAUGGAAAAACUCCCCGGAGUAAGAAUUGCUUUUGUUGGAGAUGGACCAUACAGGGCUGAGCUGGAAAAAAUGUUCACAGGCAUGCCUGCAGUUUUCACCGGAAUGCUCCAAGGCGAGGAGCUCUCGCAAGCGUAUGCCAGUGGGGACGUGUUUGCAAUGCCUUCAGAGUCUGAGACCCUCGGACAAGUAGUGCUGGAGUCCAUGGCUUCUGGAGUACCGGUUGUGGCAGCUCGUGCUGGAGGCAUACCUGAUAUAAUACCCAAGGACAAGGAGGGCAAGACCAGCUUCCUCUUCACACCCGGGGAUCUCGACGAGUGCGUGAGGAAGAUCGAACAGCUCCUCUCGUCGAAGAACCUCAGGGAGUCCGUCGGAAGGGCUGCCAGGGAGGAGAUGGAGAACUGCGACUGGAGAACGGCCUCGAAGACGAUACGCAACGAGCACUACCGCACCGCGACGUUGUACUGGCAGAAGAAGACGGGUAGAACGGGGUAGGCGUCGUUUAUCAGGCCAGGCACUCCGUUUGCUGCCCUGCCUACUGUUAUACAACCAAAGGAUUUGUACAUUGUACCCCAGCAGCAGCUUGCGAGCUUGUAUGGCUAGCUGCACUCAUAUGUCCACUGUUACGGAUGAUUGACCGGCCGCUUGUAUGCAGUUACUGUACAUUACAAAGUUCUUUGAAAUUGGCCAUUUCCGUCGUA